AUGAUCGCAGCUUCCGGAUUUGCUCCUGCCGGCACUAGUGGUAGUGUCGACAUGCCGAUGCUGAUGCUGCAGCAUCCGCCGCGCCCCGCGCGCGCUCGCCUCAUGCGCCCCUUCGUCGGCGCCGGCGUCCACCACGCCGCCUUUGUGGGCGAGCCCCAGGCGUGGGCCAGCAGCAAUGUGCCGCUUGUCCGUGCGGCGCUGCUGCACCUGUGGCUGCGGUGCAUGUGCAGAUCAGCUGAUCUGGAUCAAGGGCAGAUCACAGAUCUGGAGAUCAGGGGGUUCCUUUUUGUGGAGCCGCGGAACACGCAGCACAUCAACAGUCCGGCGGCGCCGCUGCUGCAGGGAUUCCACACAGAGUUCUCGCCUAACGUGACUGCAGCGCUGCCGAGCGGCAAGCGCCUGCCUUUUCUAUACACGCCGCCCUUUGUGCCAGCAAAUGUGCCUGCUAGUCUGAGGCUGGGGAUCCCAGGCAACUUCAGCGUUGGCAAUGACAUCACCAUAUCCCUAGAGGGCUGGCCGCAGUACACCCUGCUGUCCCUCGGUGAUUGCACCGCCACACCCGGCGACAGCAGGGCCCGCCAUCAACGGCGGCGGCGCCAGCGACCAGAGCAGGCGGCGCAGCAUCAGCAGCAUCAGCAUCAGCAGCAGCAGCAGCAGCAGCAGCAGCAGCAGCAGCAGCAGCAGGAGGAGGAGGAAGAUGAGCAGCAGCAGCAGGAGGAGGAGAAGGGCAGCAAAGAGGCCCAGCCGAAGGGCCCGCCCGUCAUCAUAGUGAGCAAGAACCUGUACAACCAGGACAUGUCAUUCGUCGCGGCCAUCAUAGCAGCCAGCAUGGCAUACCACUCACAGAUUGGCGUGUCCCGCUGGGAGGUUUACGUGACUAAGGCGCAGGCCACCACAAUGCUGCGCAACACGGAGCUGCGGCGGCUGGCGCGGGAGGGGCGCGUCGGCUUCAUCACCAUCAACUCGCUGGCGCACUACCGCAAGUGCGCGGGGGAUGAACAGGCGCGAAGGUCGCGGUACACCCACGCCGUGCUGACUCACUGGGGAGAGGACGUCCGCCUGCUGUUCACUGACUACGACGAGUUUGUGGCGCUGCCCCCAAAAACCUCCCUGCAGCAGUUACUCGCGCGGCACCACCACCCAGUGCUGUACCUGACGUCGCAUUUUGUGUUUGACAAGCAGCUCAAUGCGGGCGCCAAUGAGUCGGCGGCGUGGCGAGGGGCGGCCAAGGCGGGUACGGGCGUGACAGGCUCGCGGGCGGUGGCGGCGGCGGCGGGCGCGGCCAAAGGGAUGCUGCAGCUUCUGGACGGCUACUCGCUGCGGGCGGGUCCGAGCCAGGCCAAGACAAACCCCCUCGGCCAGGUCAAGGCACUGGUGGAUCCAAACGUGGUCGACCAGAUGUUCAUCCACACUGCCCACACGUUCGACCCGCGCGGCGAGAGGCGCUUGCCGAGGGAGGAGGCGUUCAUUGCAGAGGUCUACAACAUAUUUCAGCACAGGCUGGCGGCCGGCGCGGAUGCCGUGGAGGAUACGGGGUGGCACUGGGCCGCGGAGGCCGCGGUGGCUGACCUGGCGCAGAGGGUGGCCCGCAGCGACGAGGCCGGGGCCUCCCCGGCGCUGGAGGCGUCGUCUGCUGCGGCUGUGUCUUCGCCGGUGCCGGUGCAGCUGCGCCGGCUGCUGGGCUGGGUCUAUCGUGCUCUGAAAUUGUAA
This is a messenger RNA of Monoraphidium neglectum, 1710 nucleotides long. RefSeq lists its product as hypothetical. The record is from RefSeq and is a predicted model, not a curated record. The coding region runs from base 1 to 1710 and encodes 569 amino acids. NCBI's taxonomy places the organism in Eukaryota, Viridiplantae, Chlorophyta, Chlorophyceae, Sphaeropleales, Selenastraceae. The transcript has 8 exons.